This is a messenger RNA of Penicillium waksmanii, 927 nucleotides long. RefSeq names its product ribonuclease P subunit p30 family protein. Gene Ontology annotation, cellular component: nucleolar ribonuclease P complex. The transcript has 2 exons. Gene Ontology annotation, biological process: tRNA processing. Lineage: Eukaryota; Fungi; Ascomycota; Eurotiomycetes; Eurotiales; Aspergillaceae. Gene Ontology annotation, molecular function: RNA binding. The record is from RefSeq and is a predicted model, not a curated record. Bases 1 to 927 code for a protein of 308 amino acids.
AUGUUCUUUGAUCUCAAUGUUCCUUACAGUCCAGAUGACUCUGACGUUCCUCAUACCUUGAAUUUCCUAGCAGAACUUGGUUACACUAUUGUCGCCUUGUCUCAAACAAUUAAUGGAAAGCUCCCUGCAAGCAUUUCCCCGCCGUCUCUCCCGCCAAACCCGCCUAAAUCCCUCCAACUGCUGACCCGGCUCAACCUGACCUUGUCCGAUCCCGCACAGAACCAGCGUCUGGCUAGUUUGACCCAGGCAUACGAUCUGGUUGCUCUCCGUCCGACAAAUGAAAAGGCUUUGCUCAACGCCUGUACCAACCUGGAAUGUGAUGUGAUCUCGCUUGAUCUAUCAGUUCGUUUGCCGUAUCAUUUCAAAUUCAAAAUGCUGUCGGCUGCUAUAUCACGCGGAGUCCGACUAGAAAUAUGUUAUGGCCCCGGAAUCACAGGGAGUGGAUUAGAUGCUCGCCGGAAUCUUAUCGGGAAUGCUACCGCGUUGAUCAGAGCCACACGAGGCCGCGGUAUUAUUGUGUCCAGUGAGGCCCAAAGAGCCCUGAGCUUACGAGCUCCGUGGGAUGUGAUCAACUUGGCCUGUGUCUGGGGACUUUCGCAGGAGCGUGGCAAGGAGGCAAUCUGCGAGGAAUCCAGAAAGGUCACGGCUCUUGCUAAGCUGAAGCGGACCAGCUGGCGAGGCAUUGUCGAUAUUGUCCAUGGCGGGGAGAAGGUGGAACGCCAGAAAUCUUUACCGAAGCAGAAAGCGCCCACGAAGUCCGACACCCCAGUCGAGCCUAGUAAUGCGGCUGAUACUUUGAAGCGAAAGGCCUCACUGGGAUCUGAACCAGUCGAAGAACCCGAAAAGGCACUUUCAAAGAGAGAGAUGAAACGCCGGGCCAAGAAGGCCCGGUUUGAGUCACGAGGUGGCGAUCCAACUGACACCUGA